UCGUGGCACAUGCACAUGACACAACUAAGGCGGAAGAGUGUUGUGAAGUCUAACAUCCUGUAAAAUGCUACAUGGCUGAGUAGUUCUGUCCACUUCUUCGUUGGGCAUUUGCGCUAUCUGUCAACACGGAGAGGGAGAGUCGCUCGCUAUCCAACGUUUCGGAUACGGACAACUUGGUGUGAGCGCACCCAGCUGUGUGACUAGCAAGCUGUGAGCGCUGCUUUGAAAAUGUCGCUGGAGGUGCUGAGUGUCAGCGAGGCACCAGAGAGCGAAGGAGCAGAGCGUAUUCAGCAGCUGCAGGAUGAACACGCCGAGCUCACACGGUCUCUCCUGUCGCUCACUACUCACUUUGCCCAGGUUCAGUUCAGACUGAAGCAAAUUGUUGCUGCAGACCCAGAUGACAGGGAGAAAAUGCUUAUGAGUCUGGAAGAGGUGGCCUCACAUGGAUGUCCUGAUGUGCGGACCCGAGAGGAGUCGUCCAAUUUGCUCCAGCUACUGAGUGAGAAAGAUUACGAAGAGCGGCUGCGUGACCAGAAGGCAACCCAGCAGCAUCUCAUCCAGCAACUGCAGUUCCAAUUGGACGAACUGGAGCGCCACUCAAUGGACUCACAGCAGAGAGCUAAUGAUUUGCAAACACAGUUUGAUCCUGAGUUGGCGGAACGCCAACGGGCGCUCAUCGAUGGGCUAAAGUCGAAACUCAACAUCAACAUUGACAUAAUGGAAGCAAUGAGUGUCGAUGAAGUUCGUCAAAGUGUCGACUCGGUGGUACACGAGGUUACCAGGCCAGCAAGGUCAAAGGAGCAGCAGAUUCGGAUUCUUGCCAGUCAGGUUGAGGACUUGGAGAGAUAUGUGGCGUUUCUGAAAGAGAACUCUGGACUUCCAGUUGGUAAUCACGAGGUUGUCAGAACAGAGCCCACACGCAGUAAACCUGCUGCCCGAACCAAAGGCAAAGCAACGCGGAAUGAAGGGGUCGGCCAACUGGAUCGCAAGCACGUUCCCUGUGCGUUGGUAGAAGAGGACGAGGAUGAGGAUGAGGAAGCGGUGGACGGUGCUACGGAAGAAACCUUGUUGCGUGACAGAAAUCACCAAAAGCGCGAGUAUUUGAAUGACAAGGGACAAACAAUCCUGAGGAAUGCAGCCGUCAGUAGUAUCCAGUGGUUUGCUCGGUUCCUUUGUGGUAUUGGACUAGCGCAACGUGGUGAUGAACUGCGAAAGGAAGCUUGUCGGGCACUGUGUCAGAAAGUGAAGCAGGCUGUCGAUGAUAUUCUAACACUGGUGGCUAGUGAGGUCAACAGCAGUCCGGAGGAUGAUGUGCUUGCCCAUCCUGCCAUUCGAACACCGCCCAUUGAACUGGUGAAGCUGGCUCGUCUUCGCCUUGGCAGCUCACUGAUGGAUGUGUUCCACUAUGGAUUGAUUGAGCCACUGGUCGGUACUGGUCUAGUACCGGGCUGGCACACCCUCAGCUGCACAGUUGUGCCAAGUGAGACUGUCAACAUUCCACCAAGAAAUCGCCACCAUGUUUGGCAGGUCUUCGAGCAGUUCUACGCUCUCAAGAAAGGACAUGAGUACAACUCCACACCAGCAAGAACACUAUCGUCGGCAUUCAACAUGCCCCUGGAAGGAGGUGUUGCGGUUACACCUCGACAGAGGUUAUUCGACUGUAUGAUGAAUAUACAGCGCACACACGAAACAGCCUACAAGUCACCUGAUGUCAAGUUCCGCAGCUUGGUGUGUGCUGGUAUGAAUCACGGCCUACUAGCGGCAUGGUGCAACAUGGUGGCUACGUCCGAUGAGGUGACUCAGCGAAAUUAUCAGCCCUGGGCAUGUAUUCGCACGUCCUUGAAAAGCGUUGUGAAGGACUUGGAGAGAUUGUCGUCACUCACAUUCAAUCUGUCCAUUGAGCCACCCAUUGGUCUGAACACUGGCAGCAGUGAAGAUUUGGUCAGUAGUCCAGGAGAAUAGAACAUGAUCAGUGAGCAUUACCCCCGGCCCGUUAGCAGCAUUACCCCCGGCCCGUCAGCAGCAGCAGCAGCAGCAGCAGCAGCAGUAGCAGUAGCAACAGCAGCAGGCAAUGAGUACCGAAUGCAGCUGUGCUAUCGAUUUUGAUGUCAUGCACCACUGUCACCGCCCAUGCGCUGCAUUGUGAGAGUGCAGGGGCAAUGGAGAGUUUCGGCUUCCGGCAUUCAACAGUAGUACGGGGUCAUUUCCGUCAUCUUCAAUCAUACUUGACAGCCAGGGCGCUUGAAUGCUGUAGCUAGACUUGUGUUGGGUUGGGUCCGCGGCGGCUCAGGAUCUCUGUGUACCUGAGCUGUAUUUUUACAAUGAUACUUGAUGUUUGACUGUUUGGUCCAGUGGAAUGUGGCCGUGGUGCAUGUAUGUAUGACAUCACAGCAGAUUCUCAAACCCUGCUGCUGUUCAUGCAUGUACUGUGGAUUGUGUUUAUGCUUCUGAGAACUACAAUUUCAAAUUUUCAAAACUCUAGCAAGGCACCAGAGCUGACAUGAUUACUGUUUUCUGCGAUAUUUCAGAGUUCCAAGCAUCUUAUAUAAACCAAUAGACAACAUCCCAUUUUCAGCUUUGCUCUAAUAUUUAUCCAAUUUGCUGUCAGUAAAUCAGUAAACGUGUUUUUAUCAUCAAGAACAUGAUUGUAUUCAAGGUGAUCAGGCUGGGAUUGAUUCACUGGUUCUCACUGCUCAUUUCCACAUAUCCUAUGCAAACAUAAUGUGAAGAUGGAAUAAUAAUUAUUACUCGUACGUGUA
Molecule: messenger RNA, 2759 nt
Organism: Sycon ciliatum
Lineage: Eukaryota; Metazoa; Porifera; Calcarea; Leucosolenida; Sycettidae
Product: RUN domain-containing protein 1-like
Exons: 22
Coding region: 229-1962 (577 amino acids)
Source: RefSeq, a predicted model, not a curated record